Messenger RNA from Ochotona curzoniae (black-lipped pika), 1812 nucleotides. RefSeq names its product delta like canonical Notch ligand 3 (gene DLL3). Gene Ontology annotation, cellular component: membrane. The coding region runs from base 1 to 1812 and encodes 603 amino acids. The transcript has 8 exons. Gene Ontology annotation, molecular function: calcium ion binding. The record is from RefSeq and is a predicted model, not a curated record. Lineage: Eukaryota; Metazoa; Chordata; Mammalia; Lagomorpha; Ochotonidae. Gene Ontology annotation, biological process: multicellular organism development; Notch signaling pathway.
AUGGUGGCCCUGCGGAUGCCCCGGCUCCUGGCCCAGACGGCGAUCCUGAUGCUCUUUUGCCUUCCUCAGGCACGGCCGGCUGGCGUCUUUGAGCUGCAGAUCCACUCUUUCGGACCGGGUCCAGGCGCGGGGGCCGCACGGUCCCCAUGUAGCAGCGCCCGGGGUCCCUGCCGCCUCUUCUUCCGAGUCUGCCUGAAGCCGGCUGUCCCGGACGAGGCCGCCGAGUCCUCGUGCGCGCUCGGCGCGGCGCUCAGUGCGCGCGGCCCCGGCGCCGGCGUCCCGCAGCCCGGGGAGCCCGUGCCGGCCCUCGCGCUGCCCGACAGCCUCCUGCGCGUGCCCUUCCGAGACGCCUGGCCGGGCACCUUCUCCCUCAUCAUCGAGGCCUGGAGAGAAGAGCUGGGAGAGCAGGGGACAGGCCCCACCUGGAGCCUGCUGGCGCGCGUGGCCGGCCGCAGGCGCCUGGCGGCGGGAGGCCCAUGGGCCCGCGACGUGCAGCAUGCAGGCGCCUGGGAGCUGCGCUUCUCGUUCCGCGCGCGCUGCGAGGCGCCGGCGGUCGGGGCUGCGUGCGCGCGUCUCUGCCGCCCGCACAGUGCCUCCUCUAGGUGCGGCCCCGGACUGCGCCCCUGCGCGCCGGCGCAGGACGAGUGCGAGGAGGCGCCGCCCACCUGCCGAGCCGGCUGCAGCCCCGAGCACGGCUUCUGCGAGCAACCAGACGAAUGCCGAUGCCUGGAAGGCUGGACCGGGCCCCUCUGCACCGUCCCGGUCUCUACCAGCAGCUGCCUGGGUUCCAGAGGCCCUUCCUCUGCUGCCACUGGAUGCCCUGUGCCCGGGCCCGGGCCCUGUGACGGGAACCCUUGUGCCAACGGGGGCAGUUGCAGCGAGAGCGCCGGCGCCUUCCAGUGCACCUGCCCCCGCGGCUUCUACGGGUCACGGUGCGAGGUGAGCGGGGUGACGUGCGCCGACGGCCCCUGCUUCAACGGCGGCGUGUGCGUCGGGGGCGCGGACCCCGACUCCUCCUAUAUCUGCCACUGUCCCCCUGGGUUCCAAGGCUCCAACUGUGAGAAGAGGGUAGACCGGUGCAGCCUGCAGCCCUGCCGCAACGGUGGCCUCUGCUUGGACCUGGGCCACGCCGUGCGCUGCCGCUGCCGCGUGGGCUUCGCGGGCGCGCGCUGCGAGCAUGACCUGGACGACUGCGCCGCGCGCCCCUGCGCCAACGGCGGCACCUGCGUGGAGGGCGGCGGCGCGCGGCGCUGCUCCUGCGCCCUGGGCUUCGGUGGCCGCGACUGUCGCGAGCGCGCAGACCCGUGCGCCGCGCGCCCUUGCGCCCACGGCGGCCGCUGCUACGCCCACUUCGCCGGCCUCGUCUGUGCCUGCGCGCCCGGCUACAUGGGCGCGCGCUGCGAGUUCCCGGUUCACCCCGACGGCGGCGGCGCGCUGCCCGCCGCGGCUCCCCCGGGCCAGAGGCGGGCGGACCCACAACGCUUCCUGUGGCCUCCGGCUUUGGGGCUCCUGCUGGCCGCGGGCUUGGCCGGGGUGGCCCUCAUGCUGGUCCACGUGCGCCGCCGGGGUGGCUCUCGCCAGGAGACGGGGUCUCUGGGUUUGCUGGCUGGGACCCCGGAACCGUCGAGCCACGGCCUACUGCCCGACGCACUCAACAACCUGAGAAGGACUCCGGAGGGCGCCCGGGACGGCCUGAGCUCCUCAGCAGAGUGGGAUGGCCCUGAAGAUGGCGACUCUCGGGCAGUUUACGUCAUUUCGGCGCCAGCCCUGUACACCCGGGAGGUGACGGCGCCCCUGGUCCCUGUCCGCUGA